Striga hermonthica is the source of this 420-nucleotide messenger RNA. NCBI's taxonomy places the organism in Eukaryota, Viridiplantae, Streptophyta, Magnoliopsida, Lamiales, Orobanchaceae. The record is from the annotation of a GenBank genome assembly.
AAUAAGCGCCAUUGGCUUGAAGAGAGCAAGUAUUCCGGCAGAUUCAGGCCCCGCAGACGACGUAGAUCUGGCGGGCGGACGAGGGGCCAUGUGGAGAAGAUUUUGCUAUGUUGUGCAGAUCCUUCAGGAGGUUAGGUUGUCGUCUUUGUCCAUGUGGGUACUCAAUUUGAUUUACAAGAAAGCGGGAAUGGAGCCGCACUGGUUUGUGAAAGCGCACAGCUUCCCGUACGUCAUUCGUGGUGCAUCCCGGAUGCAGAUCGUGAACCACCGGAGUUGGGUGGCGUUGGACAGCGAGGUCCGUGGUGGUCAGGCAGUGGUGGUGCCGCAGAACUUCGCGCCCGCGUGGGUGGAGCGGGCCAGCGAACAGGGGUGCGAGUGGGUGGAAUUCAAUACCAACGAGCAGACGAUGAUGAAUCACAA